Molecule: messenger RNA, 732 nt
Organism: Schistocerca americana (American grasshopper)
Lineage: Eukaryota; Metazoa; Arthropoda; Insecta; Orthoptera; Acrididae
Product: vegetative cell wall protein gp1-like
Exons: 3
Coding region: 1-732 (243 amino acids)
Source: RefSeq, a predicted model, not a curated record
AUGUCGACGAGGCAUAUAAAUCAGGCGUGCACAGAGGGCGCCGCUGAAUGCGAUUUGGUCCGCGGCGGGUUCCAGCCGCGCCUUCCGACUUCGCUGCCGCCCCCAGGGCAGGAGCAGCAGCCGUCGCCGCUACCACGCCGACAGCCCGUCCCGUUGAUGCCUCCCGCGCAGCUUCAUCCGGGAGCGCCCCAGGUGGUCGCUCCGGCGCCUGCGGUCCCUCUUCAGUCGCCACCGCCUUCGGAGCUGAUAGACGUCGACCCCUCAGCCGGGCCGCCUUCCCAAGCGGUGGCUGUGCAGCCUGUCCUGCAGACGCUUUCCUUGGGCACCCCCAAGGAGUCUGACACCGCAGCGCCUUGUCCGGCGCCCACUCAGCAGCCGUCGACGCAGCGUCAGGAGACGCUGCCUCUCUUCGUGGGUCCCGACGCCCCGUCGCGUCCAGUACCUGAAGCUGCGGGCCGGGCGCCGAGUUUACGGGAGCGCGCAGUCGUCUCCGGUGCGCCCGGGCGCCACCCCUGCCUGCCGCCAGUAAAUCAGCUGGGAAGAGCCGCGGGCGGCGCUCCACAGGGUGGGUCGGGGGCGGCGCGGCCGGCCCCGCAAUUACAACAGCCGCAGUCAGUCCGCAAUCUUCGUGUCAACGCGCCGCCGCGGAGCUGUCAUUACGGGGGCCGGCGCGGCGCGCGUGCGGCUAUCGCUUUCCUAAUUGGCGCCGCCGUCGUAAUUAGAAGCGCCUAA